Messenger RNA from Monoraphidium neglectum, 894 nucleotides. Its product is annotated as Microspherule protein 1. Gene Ontology annotation, biological process: positive regulation of transcription by RNA polymerase II. The record is from RefSeq and is a predicted model, not a curated record. The transcript is spliced from 4 exons. The coding region runs from base 1 to 894 and encodes 297 amino acids. Gene Ontology annotation, molecular function: G-quadruplex RNA binding; protein binding. Gene Ontology annotation, cellular component: Ino80 complex; NSL complex; MLL1 complex. NCBI's taxonomy places the organism in Eukaryota, Viridiplantae, Chlorophyta, Chlorophyceae, Sphaeropleales, Selenastraceae.
AUGGAGGUCGAUGAGGUGCAGCAGCCAGGCCCUGCGCAAGGGGCUACCCAGGAGCAGCAGGGCAAGCAGGGGCGGGCCAAAAACCUCCAACCGAGCACACAGCAGCAGCAGCAGCAGCAGCAGCAGCCACCUGACCAGCAGCUGACCGCAAGCCGGCGGUACGGCGACGAUGUUUGCGGCCAUGGCAGCGAUGCCGAGCCUCCCUCCUUCUCAGAUGCCGAGGACGCGGUGCUAGGUGUAGGCGAGGCUGGCCGUGCAGCGGCAGCAUGGUCAGCGCAGCGGCGAGAGACAGCAGCUGCAAGCCGAAGCGGCGCUGAGGACGCAGCCGAGGACACAGCGGGGGGUGCAGGCAGUGGCACGGGCGGUGGCGCGGGCGGUGGCGCGGGCGGUGGCGCGGGCGGUAGCGCAGCCAGUGGUGCAGCCGGUGGCGAGCAGGUGCGGGUGCGGCGGGAGCGCUUCCGCAGCAAUGCCGGGGACAUCGCGGCACUAGAGCGCAUCGCGUCGGCCUCCACGGCGCUUCUGAUGGACUCUCAAGGCGCGCUCGCAUGCAUGUGCAGCCGCGACGGGCGGUACCUGCUGCGCCGCACCGCGGUGAGCCUCGGGCGCUCCACCGACAGCAAGGGCGACGUGGACGUGGACCUCGCGAAAGAGCGCCCGGCGUGCAAGGUGUCGCGGCUGCAGGCGCAGCUGACGCUGGGGCGGGACGGCGUGUGGGUGCUGCAGAACGUGGGACGGCGCAGUUUGUCGGUCAACGGCGCACCGCUGGAGCGGGGGCAGUCGGCGCGACUGCCGCACCUGAGCCUGCUGGAGGUAGGGGGUGUGCAGCUGCUCUUCAUGGUCAACCCCCUAGCAGUGCAGCGUGCGCUGGUGCGCUCGCAGCAGCUGGUCAUGUAA